AUGGACCCCCAGGGCCAAGGGAGCUGCACCCUCAGUGUGUGGGAUGAAGGACCGCCUCAUUUUGGAUCCAACGGUACCGACCUGGAUGUGGGGUUUCCUUCAGAGCGGGGCAGUGACGCCCUCAGCAGGUUCGGUGACGACGUCUUCCAGCCGGAGAGGGUGGCCGCGGAGGGGGUGAGCGCGGACAGGCUCGGUGCUGCGGACAGUGGAGACGGUACGGCAGACCCCAGUGUCCUGGCUGUGUUCCAGGACUACAUCAAACUCAUGCCACUGGUUGCAGAAGCCAACCAAAUGAGUGAAGAGCUGAAGAAGGGACUUAACAUGGAAUUGAAGGUGAAGAAUUUAGCAUCAUCAGAUUCCAGGGGCUAUGACCUAAAGGAGGUGAUGGUGAAGGUGACCAACCGCAGGACUCAGGAGGUGUGGAUAUGGUCAAAAGCCAAGUUCAUCAAUAGGAAAUUCCUAAUGGAGGAACGUUACCAGCGCUUUCUAGAUGGAGACGACAGCCCCGUGGCUCAAGACGACGACCCUUUCUGGGAUCCCGUCGAGGUCACCCACUUGGGCUCGGCUCACAUCUGGCUCCAGUCGCUGGCCUACUGCAGGAAGCCGGAGGAGCAGGCGGAGUUUCUGAACUGCGACGGGCUGGAGGAGGCCGUGCUGCGUAUCUGCAUGGCACCUUGCUCCCCCACAGGACAAACACAUGGAGGGGAGGAUGUGGUUAUCGACCCUUUGGAGCUGCUGGGCAAGAGGAUGGAUUUCCAGAUUCACAUUGUCCGGUGCCUUGGCAUCAAGUGGAUGAAGGAAGACGCAAAGCGGGGCAUUCAGAUAGGGUACAGAAUUUAUGACCUUCCAAACACCAUCUAUACCAAACCUGUAUGGAAAAGUGUGAAUCCACGAAUUGAAGACACCAUCCAAUUUACAGCCUUAAAUGCAUCUCAGGAGUUUCUGAAUUAUUUGCAGACAAAUGCCCUUAUUGUUGACCUAUGGGGCCUUCAAGAAGGCUGCACCGAGCUGAGCUGCAAUCAGCUGGGUCUCAUGGUCACAGGUAAAGGCCACAUCCUGGUAGACACCAAGAAAAUUUCCACUGUGAAGGAUACACGACAGCUGUCUUUUUCAUAGGCUGCAUCAAACCACAUACCAGAACUUUAUCUGAAGCUGUUCAAGUUAGAGCAGGAGACAGAACUGCUCAGAAACAUUAACAGAGACCUCCGAGAGGAGAACAUGCUUCUCAAAGAAUCACUUGCGAAAACUGCUUCUGGUCAAGCCCAUAAGCCUUCCAACACUCUGAAGAUAAGCGGGAUGACAGCACAACUGCCAUCAGCCAGAGAGGUGAGCCACAUGUGUGCACAGCAAGCCAGCUACGACAGAGAAUUUGCCAAGGCUCUCAAGGUGUUCUACCAAAGCAUGAACACGGCAAGAGGGCAGCUUUUCAGACUGAGGCAGUACAAACCUCCUGAAGAUGAUCAACUACUUCAACCAUUUGUAUGCCAACAGUCACAGAUGUUUAAGGAUUUGGGGGAUCUACUUGAAUCCAGCUUGUGGAAACUGAAAAAUGAUGUUGCUCUUAUAGUGAAAAAAAAGAGAGAAUAUUUACUGCAUAUGAAAUAG
Saimiri boliviensis boliviensis (Bolivian squirrel monkey) is the source of this 1605-nucleotide messenger RNA. NCBI's taxonomy places the organism in Eukaryota, Metazoa, Chordata, Mammalia, Primates, Cebidae. The record is from RefSeq and is a predicted model, not a curated record.